Messenger RNA from Glycine soja, 2315 nucleotides. RefSeq names its product aluminum-activated malate transporter 4-like. The transcript is spliced from 6 exons. Gene Ontology annotation, cellular component: plant-type vacuole membrane. Gene Ontology annotation, biological process: malate transport. The record is from RefSeq and is a predicted model, not a curated record. Lineage: Eukaryota; Viridiplantae; Streptophyta; Magnoliopsida; Fabales; Fabaceae. The coding region runs from base 171 to 1856 and encodes 561 amino acids.
UUCCAAAAAUAACAAUAACGGAAAACGGUGUCAGUUGGCGGGUUCGUGUGCUCUUCCUUCGCCACAGCAAGAGGCAACAGUCCCUUCAUUCUCUCCUUCAACUAUGUUCCACUGUUCCAUCCAAAAAUGCUCUUUGCCUCAUCAUCUCCAUCAUUCCCUCCUUCUUCGCAAUGAAUAACCAGCAGCAAUCAGAGAGAAUGCCCGCGAGAGUGGGGUCAUUCAGACACAGUUUCUUGGAGAAAAGCAAAGAGAGGCUCCUCUCUAAGAAGGAUUGUAAAGACUUUGACGAUGACGACAAUGCCGCCCCCAAGCGUUCCUUCCUCGACGCGCUCUCUGAUGGCGUCAUUAGCUUCCACAACUGGUCCAGAGACGUUGCCUCCAAAUUGUACGAGAUGGGUCGCUCUGACCGACGCAAAGUUAUCUUCGCUGUCAAAGCUGGCUUAUCCUUAGCCAUUGUCUCGCUUGUCAUUUACAUCGAGGAGGAACAAUUUAGCAAGUACUCUGUCUGGGCAAUCCUCACUGUUGUCGUUGUUUUCGAAUUCAGCAUAGGUGCAACCCUUAACAAAGGUUUUAAUCGUGCUUUGGGAACAAUUUCUGCUGGAGUGCUUGCUCUGGGUAUUGCACAGUUAUCCGUGUUGGUUGGUCGAGCUUUUGAGGGGCUUAUUAUUGUUGUCUCAAUUUUUAUUGCUGGAUUUUGUGCGAGCUACGUGAAGUUGUACCCUGCGAUGAAGCAAUAUGAAUACGGCUUUCGUGUAUUCUUGUUGACAUUUUGCAUUGUGUUAGUGUCUGGGAGAACCGAGUUGCAAUUUUUCAGCACAGCUUUUUACAGAUCGGUUCUAAUUGGCAUUGGUGCUGGUGUAAGUUUGUCUGUGAAUAUUUGCAUUUAUCCCAUUUGGUCUGGGGAGGAUCUACACAAAUUGGUGGUGAAAAAUUUCAUAGGAGUUGCCACAUCUUUAGAAGGUUGUGUAAAUGGGUACCUACAAUGCGUUGCAUAUGAGAGGAUCCCAUCCAAAAUACUUGUUUAUCAAGCCUCUGAUGACCCUCUUUACCGUGGUUAUAGAACAGCAGUGCAAUCGUCAACUCAAGAGGAGACUCUGGUAGACUUUGCAUUAUGGGAACCACCUCAUGGUCCAUACAAGAUGUUCAAUUAUCCUUGGAGAAGCUACGUCAAAGUCAGUGGAGCAUUGAGGCAUUGUGCUUUCAUGGUCAUGGCAAUGCAUGGAUGCAUACUUUCAGAAAUACAGUCGCCUCCGGAAAAGAGGCUGGUUUUCUAUGAUGAACUUCAGAAGGUUGGCAUUGAAGGAGCUAAAGUAUUGCGUACACUUGGAAGCAAAGUGGAAAGAAUGGAAAAACUAAGCACCGGUGACAUUCUCUUAGAUGUUCACGAGGCAGCUGAGCAAUUGCAGAUGAAGAUUGACCAAUUGUCAUUUCUCCUAGUGAAUUAUGAGAGCUGGGAAGCUGCAAGAGAGCAUAAGGAAAAAGAACAACCUGAGAAUUUGAUUAAUGUUAAAGACAAUGGGAACAAGCCACCGGAGAUCACUUCCCUCGAUGAAAUAGGGGAUGGUCCAAAACUUAGUGUAAGAAUAGAGCCUUCUAUGCCAGAAUCCAAUCUUCUUCCACAGACUGCGUCCAAGAGCUUUCUUGGGAAGUCACAUCUUUCUUUUUUCGCAGAUGGUAUAGUAAAUGAGCCAGAAUCCAAAGUGUAUGAAAGUGCAAGUUCCUUGUCUUUGGGAACAUUUGCUUCAAAUUUAAUCGAGUUUGUUGCGAGGCUUCAAAAUCUUGUGGAUGAAUUCCAAGAUCUUAGUGAGAAGGCCAAAUUUAAAGACCCCUUGAACAAACUUUGCUCAAGUAGCUAGAAGUUAGUGGCAACUUGUUGGGACAGACUCUACUCUACAGUCUCCUUGUUUAUAAAUUGGAGGUCGUGAAAGAUGUCAAACAGAAAUAUUUUGUUUCAUUUAUUAAAAAUAAAUUUGAAGCUGAAGAUGCAAUCUUUUUUCUUGGCUUCUAUAAGAAAAUUAAAAAAUCUCUCUGGAGAAGUGGGAGGAUUAAAACUUAAUUACAAAUUUACAAUGUCCAAAAUAUCUUAUCAUCUUUAUAUACUCUGUAUAAUUUAAACAACCAUCUAUGAUUUGUUUUACUUUGUAAAGGUGUCUCUUCAAUCUGCUAUAGUUCUGCAACGUGAGCUUCUAUUUACAAAGAUUCAACAUGAGCAUGAGGAAAGAUUCUGCAGGAAGACAAAAUGAAGCCGAGAACAUGGACGGGAAUUUAAACAAACUCUUGUGAUAAGGAUCCAUCUAACCAAGUCAUAUAUGAAU